Messenger RNA from Knipowitschia caucasica, 552 nucleotides. Lineage: Eukaryota; Metazoa; Chordata; Actinopteri; Gobiiformes; Gobiidae. The record is from the annotation of a GenBank genome assembly.
AUGGCUUCAGCGACGGGGGACGAGGCUGCAGCUAUGGACAGCAUCUCCCGGGCCCCUGCGGCUCCUCCUGCAGCUGUAAGCGCGGCGGUGAGUGCGUCUGUGGCGGGGAACGAUCAGACAGAAGCCCCGGUGGAUGGAGCGGAAGCUGCAUCAUCAGCGCCUAAAAAGGGUAACAGCAGUGAUAGCGGGGUAGAGACAGCAGAGGAGGCUGUGGAGCCAUCAGAGCCUGAUAUAAACGUGUUAUGUGGUGAUAUGUUUGAAAAGAUGGCAAUUUUUCUACAAGGAGAACUCACUGCUACAUGUGACGACUACCGCUUGUUGGAGAAUAUGAACAAGCUGACCAGUCUGAAGUACAUGGAAAUGAAGGAUAUCAGUAUAAAUAUUAGUCGGAACUUACAAGACCUUAAUAAUAAAUAUGCCAGCCUUCAGCCAUACUUGGAUCAGAUAAAUGAGAUUGAGGAGCAUGUCACUUCACUUGAACAGGCGGCAUACAAACUGGAUGCUUAUUCUAAAAAACUUGAGGCACGAUUUAAGAAGCUGGAGAAGCGAUGA